Molecule: messenger RNA, 3645 nt
Organism: Ochotona curzoniae (black-lipped pika)
Lineage: Eukaryota; Metazoa; Chordata; Mammalia; Lagomorpha; Ochotonidae
Gene: MZF1
Product: myeloid zinc finger 1
Biological process (GO): negative regulation of transcription by RNA polymerase II; regulation of immune system process; regulation of cytokine production
Source: RefSeq, a predicted model, not a curated record
UCCCACUUAAAAAGAAGCCAACACUUGUGGGUCAGUGAGCUCCAAAACCACAGACGUUGGCUCCCUCCACUGCCUUCCAAGUGGGACAGGUUGGAGGAUGGGACAACAUGGCAUACAGGAGGCAUUCUGUGUGCAUUGUGGCCAAUGUUCCUUCCCCAGGGGCAGACCAUACCCUAAGACCUGCCCUGUCACACUCAGUGAGAACUACUGAGCUGGACUCCCAGGGUGGCACACACCCGGAAGACAAGGGAUUUUUCGCCAUGGAGCUGGAGGACUCUGAGAAGGAAGGAGAAGCAGGCUUGUGGGGCCCAGGGCCUGAGCCUGCACGUGCGCGCCUACGCUUCCGGAGCUUUCACUAAAAGGCACUGAUGGGUCCGCUGCAGGCCCUGGCCUGGCUCUGCCAGCUGUGCCGCCAGUGGCUGCAGCCCGAGCUGUAAUCCAAGGACCAGAUGCUGAAGCUGCUGCUGCUGGAGCAACUCCUGGGUACACUGGCCCCCCAGAUCCAGGCCCACUUGCAGGGGCAGCAGCCAGGCAGUCCCGAGGAAGCUGCUACCUUGGUCGACAGGCUUCACUGGGAGCCAGGCUUGCCUCAGGGUGAGUCCACAGCCCUGAGCACAGUCCAGCUCUGCCUUCCUCUGUGGGUCACAGUCCAGGUGCAGGGCCAGAAGGUCCUAUCAGAGAAGAUAGAACCAUUCAGCUUCUAGCCCCUACCUUAAACUCCAGAGCCUGGGCCCAGGACACUGCCUGAGGUCAUGCUGGCAUCACCACUUGGUCUUCAGGUGAAAGAAGAGUCAAAAGUUACGGAGGACCCAAGUGAUCUCCUGCAGUCCGAGCCCCUAGCUGUCACCCAGGAGGCUGCACCCACCCUCCCAUCUGAGGCGGCCUAGGGCUGUGGGACAGCACUGGACCAGGUCUUGUCACCCAGCAGGACUGUGGAAAGACCAUGCAGGGCCCUUUGGCCUGAGGAAGCUAGAGAUGUCUUCUCCCCAGGGUUUGUGCUCCAGAUGGACAGGGACCCUGCAGACCCAGGUGCUGUGAGCGCUCAUCUCCACAUCCCUUGGGACCUCAGCCUGGCCAGCCUCUUGGGCCAAAUCCAGUCACCUUCAACCUCCAUGCAUGCACUUGUGCUCAACAUCCUGGGAGGUGAGCAAGACCCUGCAGGUGAGGAACCCAGCCAGCCCACUCUGGUUGCCACCAUAUGGCACGCCCCCAAAGGUCAGGGACGAGGCUGCCCUAGCACUAGAUCUGGGGAAGUUCCAGGCAACUGUUGUGACAUGUGUGGCAAAGUGCUCAGCCAACGCAGCAACCUGCUGAGGCAUCAGAAGAUCCACACAGGUGAGCGACCAUUCAUGUGCAGCGAGUGUGGCCACAGCUUCAGUCACAGCUCGCACUUGCUGCGCCACCAGCUCACACACACUGAGCAGUGGCCGUUUGUAUGCUUUGACUGUGGCCAAGGCUUUGUACACAGCAGCUGCCUGGAGGAGCACCGCAGGAUGCACACAGGGGAACAGCCCUUUGCAGAGUGUGGCCAGAGCUUCUGGCAGUGCUCCAACCUGCUGCAGCAUCAGCAUCCCGGCCCUGGUACCACACCUCCUGCCCUUCCGAGUGUGCCCGAGCCCCCAGGUCCCUUCCCAUGCAGUGAAUGCUGCCAGAGCUUCACACGAUGUACAGUGCUGCUCAAGUAUCAGGCAGUGCACCCUGGCAACAAGUCCUUCAGCUACAUGGAAUGCAGCGAGCACUUCAGGCGCUGAUUGGUGCUGCAGCUCUGGCAAGUCCACAGAGGCGAACGACCCUUUACCUGCCCCAAGUGCAGCCAGAGCUUCCGCCAGCACUCCAAUCUCACCCAGCACAGGCGCAUCCACACUGGUGAAUGGCCCUUUGCCUACUCUGAGUGCGGCAAGACCUUUUGCCAGCAGUCCAUGCUCAAGCAGCACCUGCUUGUGCACAUGGUUGAGAAGCCCUUUGCCUGCCCCAAGUGUGACCGGCACUUUAGCCAGUGCCUCAAGUUCACACACCACCAGAGGACACACGGGGAGAAGCCUUACCACUGCAGUGAGUGCAGCCUGGGCUUCACGUAGGUGUCAUGGCUUAUCGAGUACCAAUGGAUCCACACAGGCGAAUGGCCCUUUGCCUGCCCCAAGUGUGGCCCGAGCUUCCAGCAGCAUGUCAACCUUACCCAGCACUGGCACGUCCAUACUGGGGAAUGGCCCUUCGCCUGCACCAAGUGCAGCAAGACCUACCACCAGUGGUCCACGCUCACACAGCACCUGCACACCCACUGGCAGGAAAAGCCCUUUGCCUGCCAGCACUGUAGUCGCUAUUUCGACCAGAGCACCAAACUCAUCCAGCACCAGCAUGUGCACAUCUCCAAAUAGCUCUAGUCCACACAUACUGCAUCCCUCCAGGGCACAGCACGUGGUCACCAGUGGGUGCUCCCAUGCUGGUAAGUUCCCUCAGUGCUCAUGUGGUUCCUGUGUGGGUGGUACAGCACCUGUGAGAGGCUCCUGGAUCAUAUCUCUGGCUUGCCCUAAGCAGCCCAGCCUCGGCCCUUCGGGAACAGUAGUCCUUAGUACCCCAGACCCAAUGCUGACACUAGUAUGGUGUUUCACCUGAGCAUCAGUUAGAGUCUAUGCAGAUGGGGAUGGGUGUUUGUCCCAAUCAGGACCCCUGCAUUCAGGAUGACCUCAGUUUGAUUCCCCAGCUUGGCUUCUGACUCCAGAGGAAGAUAUGGCUCAAGGAACUGCGUUCUGCCACUCAUCUGGGAGACCCAGACUGAGCUCCCUGGCUCCUGACUCCAGAGCCCUGACCUUUGCAGGCAUUUGAGAAAUGAACGAGCAGAUGUCUCUCUCCCAAAGAGACAGUCGUAGCACAUGCUUAACUGAUGUGCCAGUCAGGUGUCAGAUGACUGAUGAGUGACUAACAAUAGUAAGUCAACCUGUAGAGUAGAUGGGACCCUGGAAGCCCCACAGAGUUUCCCAUGGAGAUAAGACACGAGGACUCUGUCAGCCAUCAAGGAGAUGCCAUGCAUCUGUGACCUACAGCCUGCAUGAGGGACAGUAUUCACUUGGUCGUGGGCUCUUUGGGCACAAACUUCUGAGGAGGGAGCUCUGAGAGGCCAAUGAAACAGUUUCUGAGAAGAAUCUGAUGCAGCCAGAGUAAACACUGCUGCUCUACUGCAGGACCCAGUCCUUUCUCUCACCAGCACUGAGGCAGUCCCUCCCCGCCCGCUGCAGGGAAAGAGGAUCUGGCCUGCACAGCCAUGCCCAGCUGGACAGUUUUAGAACCAACAAAGGAGCUGAAUGAGUAGCCCAACCCCUUGUGUGGUGAGACUCAAUCUGGUUGCCAUACACUGUCUCUCCACUCACAACUACAUUCCCAGUUGACUGUCCCAUCAUCCUCACCCUAACAGCAUCCCACCAGUUUUUUUCAUGGUCAUAAUCAUCCAAGCUUUCCUCAUCAGGGUCUCUCAACCUCCCCUAGUGGGACACUUGUGGCAGCAACAAGCCUGGCAUCCCAUGUGGACCCACCAGGACUGCACCUAGCUCCCCAGUGUGUUGGGUAGCACUGUGGCUGGUCUGUGGUGCCUGCAGCCUGCGCACCUGCUCCCCUUCUGGCUGUCACCAGGGCUAAGGCCCAGAGGAGAGC